AUUGUGACGGGUUUCCGGGGGGAAGUCAGGCAGGGGGGGGCUUCUUAGGCGGUGGCUUUAUCGGGGGUAGUGGUGAUAGCGGUAGCGGCGACGGUGAUUAUGGCAAUUCCAAUCAAGAUGAUGAUGUCGCGACGUAUCGUAAUCAGCUACCGCCACCGGCUAUAACUUAUGGGCACAUGUUCCACCCGGAUUUUGAGGCGCCUGACAUCCACGGCUCGAAAAUCGACGCGAAUGAACAAUUAUUGAGUGGCCCAAGCAAUGCUCGGAUAGAACCAACGCUACCUGAUUUUCAUGAAGACCCUGAUCCGCCUAUCUUGAAAGAUUUAGCGUCACCAUUCCGCUACGAACCGACCCCUCCCGACAUAGAUUUAGAUACCAAUACACUGAAUGUAGCGUCUGAAAUAGAAGGAACGAACAUACUACUAAUUCAGGGAUUCGCCGCUUUGUUCCAUACCAACGAAGCUAUGAGGACUUUAAUUUCCUCGGCAAUGGAAAAAGAGGGCGCGGAACUAGAUGUUAUACGAGCUAAAUCUAGGAGACUAUUAGAACGAUUCGCCUUAGAACUCGAGGCAGAGAUGCAUGGGAACACUUACCAUGCGGUUUCGGGGUUCAUCAGAUCCUUUUCAGGCCUUAUCGUUAUGGAAAUGUUCUCAGCCCUUCUUCUUGGUGACCAGGAUUCUAGAGCCCAGAACCCAGAGUCUUCGCAAAAUACGACACCCCCCCGAGAGUUGGUUGAGAGAUAUCUGUGCAGGAAUCUUGGCUCCGCCGAUGAAGUCCCAGGGCAUGUCGAUCGGAUUGAGCACUUCAUCGAGGAAAGCAUUGCUUAUCGAGCGUUAUAUUCGCGGCUCCACCAUAUUGUAUUCCCCACUAUGCACUCUAGGCUACAAGAACUGGUGGAUUCGUGGUCAAAGCCUGAUCACAGAUAUCAUGGUUUUAUCACCCGUUACAAGCUCCCUAAUCUUGUCUCGGAGCUACAUAAUAUAGAUCCACAGAAAAUCAAGUUAAACCUAGAUGGUAACUUUAUUGGCCUACAUAGAAUAAUCAAUCGGUAUCAAAAUGCAGUAGAACUUUGGACUGGAACCCGCUGGGAUUGGUGGCCGCUGCCACAAUGUGUGAGGAUCUUGAAAGAAGAGGAAGUACGAUUGCAAUGGGAUUGCGCUUGUGGUGAGGUUAGAUGGGCAGAGGUCCCCUCGCCUUUCUUUAAACGCCUAACGUCAAUCAUUUGCAGCUUACCCCUGUCUGGUACCCCUGAGCAUACUCUACCACCUCAUCUACCUUCAUCUCAGAGUAUUUUGGGUAAAGCAGCUAUAAGAAAUAAUCAAAAACACAUUCGACCGAGCCAAAAUACACAUACGCAUCACCAAUCGACUACUUUUCUUAUGGGUAGUGUUGGGCAGUCCGGGUCGUCCCAGGUCACUACUAGCCAUGCAACUACUCCUAAGCAUCGCAUUAUCCUGAUAGUUAAAAAAGGGGCUGAUUACGAUAUCGCCCAAAUUGGUAUUGAUACUUUUUCUUCUUACGAAUUCUUUAGUUCGCUCAAAGAGCAUUACUUUCGUAUUCGGGGUUCUUUCCGCAACUGGUUCAGCGUUUGGCGAUACUCUCAUUGUGACUUUUAUAAGUGCGAAAAGUUCGACGAUCAUGCAUUCUUCCCGGCAGAAAAGAACAAGUUUCCCGAUAUCGCCAAUGACGACUAUGAGUAUGCCCCGAAGCCAAUGGAUAACAUCCCGCCAAUCAGCGAACACGAGUUUCAAAAACGCUUCUGUGCGUGUUAUAAUCCAGGGGGGCUUUGUCGUUUCUAUCACAAGUGCAAGUCAGUGGGUGCUCACUCUUCUGCAACAGCACUCGAACUUUUUCCCAAAAAGAAGACUGAGCUCAAAGAAGGGGGAGAUGCUAGAGAAGAUUUCUGGGGGAUCUAUGCUCGUGAGUGGAUCAGCUUUCGACGGGUAUCAUUCUAUAAUUUUGUUUGUGUUCUGCCAGUGGCCAUCUUUUUCAUUUCCCGGAUUUCCCCUGCGGGAUACGGCACCGACCUGCAGAAUCCCUCUGUUCCUUUCUUUAUGAUGUUUGCUAUGCUCUCUUUCUUCUGGGGCAUAUUCAUUACGAGCGUGCAAUUCGGCAAGUCGCAUUGAGGGCACGGCGGAUUUUAUUAUGAAGUGUACCUAGGUAGGUAUAAUUGGCAAACGCCAAUAUGAGUGAAGAAUUUACUAGGAAAAUUUACCCCCUUUUCAUUUGCCCCUUUUUGCAGCUCGUUAAGGUCAUAAACCCAAGCGACGCAUGGCUAUUAUCGACUAUCGGGACAUUUACUUAUCCGUUAGUGGGGCCAA
Messenger RNA from Hypoxylon trugodes, 2321 nucleotides. RefSeq lists its product as uncharacterized. NCBI's taxonomy places the organism in Eukaryota, Fungi, Ascomycota, Sordariomycetes, Xylariales, Hypoxylaceae. The transcript has 3 exons. The record is from RefSeq and is a predicted model, not a curated record. Bases 177 to 2126 code for a protein of 649 amino acids.